UCCACCGGCUGCAUCCCCAGUCCCCACUCAUUCCUCCUCCUUCCUCCUUCAGUCCAUCUCCAAAACCCCAACUCCACUUAUGAAACCCCUCUCUUCUUCACAUUCUCCUUGCAUUUCCUGAACUCGCCACCUCUGCUUCACUUCUUUUUCACCUUGCCUCCAAAUAGACGCAGACAGCAGAGAGUAGUUCAACGCUCUCGUUGAACUUUUAUCCUCUUCCUGACGUUUGGGUUGGGGUCUAACAUAAGGAUGUCAACGAGCUUGUUGCUGCUGGCCCUGUUGGUGACGACGCUUCUACUCCAGCUUCUGCUACUACAACAAAGAAUGACGAUAAGGUUAAGGAGAAGGAGUCCUAUUGGGUUGGAUAAUGUGAAUAUGGUCUUUUCUAGGCUUAUUGUUUUGGAUUUGGUCUUCAUAUUAUCUAUGUAAACAGAUCCCUAAGGUAAAGCUUACCACCUCUCUUUCUAUGUCUUUCAUUGUUGGAAUCUGUUUACAUACUUCCAUAAUGCAAUAUGCAGUUUUGUUUGAAUCUUGGAUUUGUGUGGGGAUUCAAGUAUUUUCUAGGUUAGGGCACAUAAAUUCCUUUUGGUUCAAUGGGAAUUCCAGAAUUUCGUUUGCUAUGGUGCCUUGAGGCUGUGAUGAUAAACUAAUACUCUGCCUGGUCGAAGGUGCUUUAUUUUUCUUGCCCUGUCUCAACUUGCUGACCUCUUUCAAGUAUAUCCUCUUUUUUGGUUUGACUGCUUCUAUUUUCUUGGCCUUGUAGGUCUCUGGAUCUAAGUUAUGGCAGUAAGUUUGGGGGGUUUAUGUACUGAACUUUUCUUUCCAGUGCCACCAUUAAGGUUCAUGGCAGGUAUUCCACAUUCCAUCUUGCAGUCUUGUCUCCCACAACUAGUUAUGAAUAUCUAUGGGACCGAGCAAGGAUGAUAGAGCUACAGAUGAGGCUUGGCUAACUGGGAUGAAGUCAACAUUUUAUCCAACCAGUGGUGUGCCCAGUAAUGUGAGGAGUUAAACAAAAGAGGCUUCACUAAAGUAAUUCGUGGAAUCUUCAUAGCUUCCAACAGGAUUUAGCAACUAAUGACAAAGGAAUGGAAGUGUUGCAGGGUAUAACGUGAAGCCCUAGAUGCCACCAAAAUCUUAACUGGAGGUUCCGUUUUAGGAAUACCCUUCUACAUCUUACUAAUGUGAACUUUUCUUCUCCUGUUCUGCCCUGUUUGCACUAGAGGUGCCUAUUUUGGUUUGAGGGAGAUUGGUCAGUCUUAGUUUUAGCUGGUGUGCUCCUGAUAGUUACGUAGAGAACUCUUGUUUCUUUGCCUCUUCGUUCUUUUCCUAAUUAUGUUAAUUAAUUAAAUGUAUGACCAUUAUUCAAAAUAAAUAAUAUUAAUUUUCUCUUA
Linum tenue is the source of this 1391-nucleotide messenger RNA. NCBI's taxonomy places the organism in Eukaryota, Viridiplantae, Streptophyta, Magnoliopsida, Malpighiales, Linaceae. The record is from the annotation of a GenBank genome assembly.